Messenger RNA from Pieris macdunnoughi, 237 nucleotides. The record is from the annotation of a GenBank genome assembly. Lineage: Eukaryota; Metazoa; Arthropoda; Insecta; Lepidoptera; Pieridae.
AUGUUAAUAUACACAGAGCAUAGAGCGUUGCACCACUCCCUGGCCCCGAGUUGUAAACAAACCAGGCGAGGGCAAUGGCUGCCUGCCACUCCUCGCGCUCGGCGAGCCGCCGUGCCGACGACGACGCCAUUCAACCGGGAAGUUCACGCUUUAUUUUUAGCAUUUCACGAAACGAGCAACGCCGCACUAACGGAGCUUGCACGGACGCUCAGUCUUAACGGUGGCAUCUACUUCUAG